AGGAUGACUCUCAUCUUUAUUACAUCAUCUCUAGUUCAUACUUCUAUCCAAACGGUCAGGGAGCAUUACGUUUUGGGUGAAGACGGCUUGUGAAAGUGUAUGUAAUAUAGUGUCGUGUAGUGUCGUAUAGCCUUGGUACAGCAUGUCAGAAGUCUCAAGCGAUAUGGACGAGCAACAGCGGGUGGCAUCGCUCGUGGACGCGCAGACCAAGGCGUUGCGGCUAUUCAACGAAAUCGCAACGGACCUCAUCCGCCCCGGAGUGAGCGAGAAGGAACUCAGUAAGGAGAUUCACGAGCUUGGCGCGCGUCGACACGGCAUACAGACGCAUUGGCACAAGCGAGUCGUGAGAAGCGGGCCUAAUACCUUACAACCGUAUAACGAGAACCCGCCCGACCGUAUCAUUGAAGCUGAUGACAUUCUCUUCGUCGACCUGGGACCCGUCUUCGAGGCUUGGGAAGCUGACUUUGGCCGCACUUACGUUCUCGGAGAUGAUCCGGUGAAAAAGAAGCUGCGGGAUUCCCUCGAGCCGGUCUGGAGGGAUGUCAAGUCGCAGUUCGACCAGAAGCCGGACAUGACAGGGGAUGAGCUGUAUGCCAUUGCGCGCCGCGUCGCCGAAGCUGAGGGCUGGGAGUUUGGCGGGGCGAUAGCGGGGCAUCUGAUCGGUUCAUUUCCGCACGAGCGCAUCCCCAACGACAAGAAGACACUGUACAUCACCGACGGGAACCACGAGUCUAUGAAAUCGCUGGGCAAAGACGGCAGACCGCGACACUGGAUCCUGGAGAUCCAUCUCGUCGACCGGGAGAGGCAGAUAGGCGGCUUCUUUGAGCAGCUACUCACUGUUGAUUAAACAUCAAGGGCGUUAAGGCGUCUUACACGUAUCCAUAGAACAUAUCAGCAUGUGGCGCGCAGAGGCAAGCGAUACAUGGCUAUCAUAUAGACAGAGUCAAUAGAAGCAGGGGUUUGAUAUGGAAGUCUCGUCUCAAGAGCGAUGUGAACUUUCAAGUGUGUGAGCUAUCUGAAGACCGAUUGGCGGACUAUGAGAACGAAGCAGCCUUCCCUACGACGGGCUCAUCGAUUGGCGUCUUACAGGACGAAAUGAGAUAUCUAUCUAGCCUAGGUACUGACUGGAAUGCACACAGGUGAUAAUAGUGAUAAUAGUGGCAAAGAGACACCACCCCAGCGAGGCGGGUAGAAAACUAUGAUUCUCAUCAACUCACUACUCAUAAUUCACAAUUUAUUAACUGAUCGAGA
Molecule: messenger RNA, 1251 nt
Organism: Xylaria bambusicola
Lineage: Eukaryota; Fungi; Ascomycota; Sordariomycetes; Xylariales; Xylariaceae
Product: peptidase M24
Exons: 2
Coding region: 143-847 (234 amino acids)
Source: RefSeq, a predicted model, not a curated record